This is a messenger RNA of Ylistrum balloti, 8174 nucleotides long. RefSeq names its product microtubule-associated tumor suppressor 1 homolog. NCBI's taxonomy places the organism in Eukaryota, Metazoa, Mollusca, Bivalvia, Pectinida, Pectinidae. Gene Ontology annotation, cellular component: cytoplasm; nucleus. Bases 108 to 3779 code for a protein of 1223 amino acids. The record is from RefSeq and is a predicted model, not a curated record. Gene Ontology annotation, molecular function: microtubule binding. The transcript is spliced from 16 exons.
UACGAUCACAGGGAAUUGACAGCGAUUCUGACCUAUACAGUGAUGCUGGAACAAUCGUACCAGAGGAUGACACUCUGAAGAGCACUGGUAUUCUCGAAUUGGAGAAUAUGAGUUGUCUGUUGAUGGACGUGGAAGGAAUGAACUCUCAGGAUGUGGUGCCAGUGACUGAUGGUCAAGGUGAUGACCAAGUGGUGGAUACUGCUCAGGAAACGUUUGCUGGAAGUGUGGAUCCUGUAGCAUGCAGUUCACAGAUGGAAGAUGAUCGCAUAGAAGCUGACCAAGGUCAAGAUGUCAAGGACACAGAAGGUCAGAAAGUUUCUGACGAAGCAAAAAUUUUGGAAAAGGAGGUGGUAGAUUUAACAGUUGUUGAUAAAGAAACAGACAAUGACAGCACUAUGUUGAAGGUGACAGUGGAGGUAGUGGACAGUUCUAAUUCUACUGUGAUGGAAACUGAGGUCAAAGGUGAAGUGCCAGUGACCUCACAAAGUGAAGAGAAAAAUGAAGAGAUUAAAAAUGUACCUAAAGAUAAAAGUGAUACUGGACCAACAAAGAAUAAAUUUAAGUUCAAAAAGAAAAAGGAGGUGGAGAAAGUGGAGCACAAAAAACCAAAUGUAAAUGUGAAAUCUCGCCUCGGGGAUUAUAUUAAAGCUCCUCUGCCAGUAAAGGUUAAAGAGGAGGUGAAGGAACCUCCCAAACCAAAACAAAAUACUGAAAGUAAGAAAAAAAUUUCGAAGGAGGACACAGAAAAAUCCAAACAAAAUGGAGAUGAGGGUGUGAGUGAGGAGAGAAACAGGCGUAAGAAAGUGGAAAAGGAACCGCCAAAGAUUAUCAAACGUACACCUCCGAAAAGUAAGUGGGGCAAUAUAAUGUCACAAAUAGAGGAAGACAAAGGCAAAGUGAAGCCCAAGGCUGAGGUGAAAAGUAAGUUAGAGACCUACCUCUCGACACCGGCCCCAACUCCUCCCCCUAAAAAAGAGGAAGUCGCUAAAGAGGUCAAAUCUAAGGUCAAACUUCCAGCAGUGCCUAAACCAGAUUACAGCAAGGUCAAGAGUAAGCUAUGUCUGGGGCCUCCACCUCCUGUCAUCAAACGUGACCGUUCUCCAUCUGGAGGAGGGCGAGAUCAAUCUCCACGUUCUGGACGUGGCUCCAAGGGAGACAACAGUAGACGAACUUCCUCUGUCAGCACGGCUGGCAGUGUAGUGCCUAAACUCGAUCUCAAUGAUUCGCUUGGCAGCAGUGUGUUGGAUUCUGCUUUAAGUUCGGCUCGGAGCAGCCAAUCAGAGGCAAGUCGGACUGAUAAGACCGAUGAAGAAUCGAACACGCCCCGUCCUGGAAGUAAACCAGAAAACCCUGCAGUGGCUUUGAUUCGACGAGAACGACACGACAGUUCAUCUAGUUCAGUGUCUGACAGUUCACAGGGCUCUGUGAAGGUGAUGAAUGCUAAGAACUUGAAGAUUUCCGAGUCUAUUCCGACACGGCGGAAAUCCAUGCCCGCUAAAAGCAGCAUCCCCCCUCCCAUCAGAUCCCCCAAGGCGCUGUCACCAGCUCGCCCCACCUCAGGAAAACGUCUGUCAUCCACUGAUGCACAAACAACCAACAAAUCUACCAAUAACAUCACUAACAAAAAGUCUGGGGUUUCCUCACGAACCCCCAACAAACAAGAAGUCGUUACCAAGUCCAGUACAUCUCAGAAACAAAAUGACCAGAACCGCAACAAAACCAGUAAGACCAAGGCCCACCAGAAAUCUUCACCAAGCCAGCCAGACCCUGUCCAAACCAAGCAGGAGAUUUCCCGCCUCGAGGCUCUCUGUGAGGCACGUACCAAAGAACUCAACUUUGCCAAGCUACAAAUGAAGUCCAAUCUACAAGCUUUUGAUGCCAUGGCUACUCUUGUCAACUACCUUAGUCAUGAUCUGGAUGCCUUUUCUUGCCCUUCAUUGUCAGAGAAACUAAAGAAGCUUCAGUCAGAGAUGUUGGAGUCACAGUCGCAGCUAGCCGAGCUACAACAACGUAAGGCAAAGCUGGAGUCGGAGCUUGCUGACACACGACAGGAACAUAGAGAAACAACAACCACCAUGGAGGAGGAUCAUAAACUGUUAUUGACCAGUCAGAGAGAAAAACUCCAACAUGAGCAGGACAAGGCCGUUCAAAAAACGGAGGAUUAUUAUUCAGAUGAGAUCACCAGGUUGAAAGCCUAUCAAGAAAAACAGAUUCGUGAGGUGAAGUCAGAGAGCAAUGCCAGCAUGACUAAGUUACAGAAACAACAGAAAGACGAUAUCCGCAGUCUACAACAUAAACAUGAACAUCAAAUGGAGGAACUCCACAAGCAACACCGUGACAAGCUGGAGGACAUCACUCACAGAUUUGAGAGUAUGAAGAUGAAUCUGUCUGACAAAGUGGAGAGUUUGAGAUAUGAGUGUGACGACCUAAGAGUUCGGGCCAGGAUGAGUGAGGAGGCGCUUCAGAGGGACUCGGACUAUAAAGUACAGAUGGCAUUGGCACCGUUCAGACAGAUGCCAGAGGAGAUUCGGAGUCUCAAACUUGUCGUGGACAUGAGGAACGAGGAGAUACAGAAGCUGAGGCAGCGUAACAUGCAACUGGAAAAACAGGUGGAGGAAUUGGCUGCAACCAAGGAGAAGGUGAAUGCUCUACAGCAGAAGCUUGAGAACUCUGAGGCCAUCCUCAGCAUGAAGACUGACCAUGAGAAACAACUACAUGGAAAGUGUCAGAUCCUGAUGAGGAAGUAUGACAAAGAGAAUAAGGCAAACAAACGUCUGUCCAUGGACUAUGAGGAGCUUGUUUGGAAAAUGAACCAGAGUGGGGAGCUGGGAUCACAAGAAAACUUAUGGAGUGCUGGAAGUCAAUCUCCCACCCCAGAGGCUAGCUCCCCAGGGCUGGGGCGUCGUACACGCUCACCUGCUGUGUGUGACAAUGAUAGAUUCGCUAACAGGAAUGCUGUUUACCGCCGUUCUCUUUCCUCCAACCCAUCAGAGAAUGACGGAGACAAGAGACUGAAGAGGAGGUCUGCCAACUAUCUUCUAGAGGACAGGAAAACGUCCCCAACAGGGAGUCCUCUUCACAAACGUCCUCAUGGUUCUGCGUCUUCAACCUCCUCUUCCCCACUCCACCACAGCUACCAUGAUGGAGAGCUGUCCAAUGGGAGGACGGAUCGUUUGAUUCAGUCACUGAAUGAUGUGGAUGUGUUUGAGGAGCCCCAGGCCCUCCCAUCACCACCCCAUCCCUGUGAAAUGGAAGGAAGCUUAACUUCCUUUUCGUCUUCCUUCGACUCCCGAGAGAACGACCCAGUAUUAGAGUCAACAGACUGCCUCGGGCAGGAUGAUGAAGGCGACAAUUCAAAGACUCUCACUUCCAGCAGAAGUAUUACUAUGCCUGAUCUACCAUUUGUGGACUGCGAUAAGAGUGAGGAAGUGUCUGGUCAGGAUGAGGGUGUGUGUCUAACAGAAGAACAGGGGGAGGAUCAGGCGUCGGAUAUGUCUCAUUCCACUGAGUCAAACGCUUACUCUAACUCAUCAUCCCUCUUGUGGGAUUAUGAGAAAAUGGACUCUGUAAAGUCAAUGGACUCUAGUCAGACCAGCGACACACUGCUGGAACAGAACGGCUCUGAGGCAUGGCAAACAGAGUCAAUGACAUCCUCGAAAGGGAUAUCAGCAUCCUCUAGUGCCGAAUGUGUGCUGCCCUCUAGAGAGGGUAAGGACAAUGAUGGACAGACAAUUCAGGAAGUGGUAACAGUCACAUGUCGCCAGGAAUCAACAGUUUAAUGUUUGUGAUGUCGUUAGGUUACUGCUCCUAUGAUAUAAAACUCUACCAUACAAGUGUGUUAGAGUUGAAUUUUGUCCUACAUUUAAUGAAUAUCUGUAGGUAAACAAUUUUCGAUAACUUUUUCUCACACUGCAAUUUGAAAAGUUUUGAGUGGGAUCUUUUCUUCAAAGUGUUUUGAUAUGGGAAAAUUGUAGAGAUUAUUUUCGUUUCUACAACAAUUUUUGCAUUUUCUUUAGUCUAGAUAUUUUCUGUACUUGCACACAGUUAGGACAAAUUGUACAAGAAAAUGAUUUAAACAGAUUAAGAGUGAAAUUGUAAACAGAAUAUUGAUGUUUAGCAUGGCUGCAACUAUAGGAAGGGAGACAAUCCUGGAUCUCUCUGAAUAGUCUGUGAUAAUUAUUGGAUAACAUAAUAUAUACAGAAUCCCUUAAUGAUGCAAGCUUUUGCACAACUGUAAAGACAGGAAAUUUGGUACUAAGGAUGAACUUUGUAUAAAACACCUUCACUAUAUGCUGAAAAAUUAAAUAGCGCUAAAGAAAAGAUAUGCAGCGAAACUUAUCAUUUCAAGUCCAAAUUUCGAGGACCUGUCAGUUUGUACAUUAUUUUUCUUAUUUUUUUUUUUUACUUUUUUUUUUUGUUUCAUUUGCAAUAUAGAAUGUUCUAGUUCAUUAAGUUGGGAAGGUAAUUCACUCAAGAGUUUGGUUGAGUUAAUUAAGAUUGGUUACAAUGGACUUGAUUUAAUUAAUUAGAAGGUGCUUUUUCAUGAAGAUAUUGUUUGAUUAUUUUCAAUGGAAAAUUGAAAUGUUCAUGGUACAUAAUGUCUGGUGGGUGUGUUCAGGAAUUACCAUUAAAUAUAUAUUGACAUUUGCAAUAAGAUUAUAAAUAUAUACAUACCAUGCUGAAUGUGACACCAUUAAGAAAGUUGUCACUGCCAGACAAGAAAAUCUACCCAAACUCUUACUGCUACUUUCAGUACAGGGUAACUUGUUCACUCCAAACACCACAAGUUGUGGUCCACAGUACAAAACUGAUAGAAAUUUAUUAAUUUAGAUGUUGGAUAUAUGAAGAUAUCCUGAUGACACAAGGUUCAAAAAUAGAGUGACUUAGUUGAUGUAAAAACGUUUCUGAAUUGCACAAAUUUCCAGAUUACACAUGAUCUAAGAAAGGUAAAAUUCUGAUUCUACAUUAUGCAGAGUUUGGCAUUUACAAAUUACAUUGUGCAAUGGAAAAUGUCUUCAGAUGUCAUUUUUUGUGCCAUUGUUAAGUCAUCUAUCAUGAUAAUCAUGUGUUUGACAUAUGCUGUAAGUUUUUCCCGAGAUGGACAUGUCAUCAAAUGUUGACAAUGUCACGGGCAUUAUUAUUCAGAUAUAUACUUAUCAACUUUGCCAUUGGUUUAAACAGUAUUUUAUUGUUAAAAUAAGCAAACAGAAUGGUGAUGAAAAUUACUUCAGCAUGCCAAAUAUAUAUUCUUCAUAAUUCAAGUCUGUUCACAGAGACUAAUAUUUAUUAAUAACAUUUACAUAAAAACAGAUUUAUUAUGAAAAUGUACUUAAUUAUAGGUAUGCAAUUUUUUUUUCAAAGCAUUUUCUCCUCUGUGAAAUAUAUAUGAAUGAUUUCCUUUCAGAAACACUCGGAAACACAGUUAUUUCCCUUGUGAGAUAUGAAUUAUUCCCCAUUGUUGUAUAACUAGAUGUUGAUAUGACUGACUGUAAUGAAAUCCAAUUACAAUUUGAUGAUCUCAGUACAUUAACCAUACAUGUUUAUGUCAUGCCGUUUUUUCCUCAAAACUUCAAAUUCUUAUGUUACAUUUUCACAGCUGUGUAGCAAUGGGACAUUAAUUAUGUCAGAGUUAUGUCCCCUCGCUUUUCACAAUAUGUGCUUUUUACUCAUUUUUUCACUUGUUUUAAAUUGACAUUUUUCUCUUCUUCAAUUUUGUCAUUACAAAUGUAAUCUUUUUUGUAAAAUUGGUUUGGAUUAGAACUAUAUAACUUCCAGUACUUUUCUCAGGAUUUCAUUGUCUUUGUAGAUUUUAAUUGUAAUUAGCUCUACAAAUAUUCAUACUUCACUCGUUAUAAAUAUACCAUCAUACUGACUCACAAAUUACCAUCAUACUGAUUCACAAAUUAUUUACCUUUAUCAUAUAUAUCAUUGUAAAUACAGAAGUCACAUUGUUAUACAUGUAUUCACUAUACGUCCUAAUUGUUCUGUGGUUGUAUAUGUGUUGUAUUUAUGUAAGAAAUGUCGGAACAGGAUAUUUAUUAAAUGCUAAGCCUACAUUAGACGGACUGGGCAUUUUUUCCCACUUGUAGUCAUUGUGAUUUGUAAUAUUACAAUUUUGAUGUUGUGUUACAUAGUGCUGAUCUACAUAUUUAUUUACAUGUACUUAAGACUGUGUGUGAAAAUCGAGAUGUAAGAGAGUGUAAUUUUCAAACUUCCUUAUACAAUUUCCUGUUCACAUAUUACUUGUCCCAGGCACAUUUAUUCAAUGAAACGUGACUUCAAUAGAAUUUUUUUUUUUAAAUAGACAUGGAUCUUAAGUAUAAAGCAGAUGUAGUAAGUCCUAAUUUUCAUUUACACGAUUUGAUCCUGUCUUACAAACACAUCUGUUUAUAACUACCCUAGCAGGUGUUUCAUGAAAUGGUAAGAAAUGGGACCAAAUAGAUCACUCAUUACUCACAGUAUAUACCAGUAUUGUAAAAUUUGGUACUUUUGAGGGGCAGUAAACUUUGGCUACUUCAUAGGAUGGAAUACAUGAGUGAAUCAUGUGCAACUUGUGAAUUAGAGUCAACUAUAAUCUGUUUUCGAUGAAAACCAGUACAUUCUCUUUGUGCCACACAUUUAGUUUCAAAAAUUUGAUUCAUCAAUGAAAAAUAAAAAUCAUACAAUCAUUUUUAACUUUUUUGGGGUUUUGAUGAAGGAUUUCAAAUGUAAGAUAAAGGAACUGCCAUUGAUAUUCUCAAAGAUAUUUACAACCAUCAAAUAAUUGAUCAUAGAAGACUAAAACAUGGAUCUCCAUGUGUACAUUAGUGUAAUGUAAAUCUUAUUUAGGAAGUGUGUAUGGGAGAAGGUUGUAUAUAGUCAUUCCAUGUUGAGGUUGGGUAAAGUAGCGAACAUCCUUAAUAUCAGGAGACCAGUAUAUACAGGUUUGAGUGAGUCCUGUAUGAUGACGGCCCAUUACAUACAUGUAAGUCCUGUAUGUUGAGGGGUCCAGUAUACACAGCUGUGAGUCCUGAAUGUUGAGAGGCUGGUAUACACAGCUGUGAGUACUGAAUGUUGAAGGCCCAGUAUAUACAGGUUUGAGUGAGUCCUGUAUGUUGAGGGCCCAUUACAUACAUGUAAGUCCUGUAUGUUGAAGGCCCAGUAUACACAGCUGUGAGUACUGAAUGUUGAAGGCCCAGUAUAUACAGGUUUGAGUGAGUCCUGUAUGUUGAGGGCCAAUUACAUACAUGUAAGUCCUGUAUGUUGAAGGCCCAGUAUACACAGCUGUGAGUCCUGAAUGUUGAGAGGCUGGUAUACACAGCUGUGAGUACUGAAUGUUGAAGGCCCAGUAUAUACAGGUUUGAGUGAGUCCUGUAUGUUGAGGGCCCAUUACAUACAUGUAAGUCCUGUAUGUUGAAGGCCCAGUAUACACAGCUGAGUGUACUGAAUGUUGAAGGCCCAGUAUAUACAGGUUUGAGUGAGUCCUGUAUGUUGAGGGCCCAUUACAUACAUGUAAGUCCUGUAUGUUGAGGGGUCCAGUAUACACAGCUGUGAGUACUGAAUGUUGAAGGCCCAAUAUAUACAGGUUUGAGUGAGUACUGAAUGUUGAAGGCCCAGUAUAUACAGGUUUGAAGGAGUCAUGUAUAUCAGAUGCACCCUGGAUAUAUGUGCUGGGGCAUGUCCAGUGUACAUAUGUACCAGCUCUACUUUAGAGGGUGUGUGUCAGUGUACAUAUGUACCAGCUCUACUUUAGAGUGGGUGUGUCAGUGUACAUAUGUACCAGCUCUACUUUAGAGUGGGUGUGUCAGUGUACAUAUGCACUAGCUCUACUUUAGAGUGGGUGUGUCAGUGUACAUAUGUACCAGCUCUACUUUAGAGUGGAUGUGUCAGUGUACAGUGUACUAGCUCUACUUUAGAGUGGGUGUGUCAGUGUACAUAUGCACUAGCUCUACUUUAGAGUGGGUGUGUCAGUGUACAUAUGUACCAGCUCUACUUUAGAGUGGAUGUGUCAGUGUACAGUGUACUAGCUCUACUUUAGAGUGUGUGUGUCAGUGUAAGAGUAUGCAAGGUUGUUGUUGUCUUAUUGUCUGUAUGGUCAGAUUUAGCGACAUUCUUUGCUAAUGUUAUUAGCAAAAAAACUGUGUUCAACCAGUACAAGUUACUGUUUAUAAUAAAAUGUAUUUGCUGCAACUUCA